AUGUCUGCUGACGCUCUUGUUUCUUACGCUGCCCUGAUUCUGGCCGACGCUGAGGUCGAGAUCUCUUCCGACAAGCUCAUUGCUAUCACCAAGGCCGCUGGCUCUCCCGUUGAGCAGGUCUGGGCUGAUGUCUUCGCCAAGGCUCUUGCCGGCAAGGACCUCAAGGAGAUCCUCUUCAACAUUGGUGCCUCUGGCCCCGCCGCCGCCGCCCCUGCCGCUGCUGCCGCUGGCUCUGCCGAUGCCCCCGCUGCCGAGGAGGCUGAGGAGGAGAAGGACGAGUCCGAUGACGACAUGGGCUUCGGUCUCUUUGACUAA
Yarrowia lipolytica CLIB122 is the source of this 315-nucleotide messenger RNA. RefSeq names its product ribosomal protein P1. Gene Ontology annotation, biological process: cytoplasmic translation. Gene Ontology annotation, molecular function: ribonucleoprotein complex binding; structural constituent of ribosome; protein kinase activator activity. NCBI's taxonomy places the organism in Eukaryota, Fungi, Ascomycota, Dipodascomycetes, Dipodascales. Gene Ontology annotation, cellular component: cytosolic large ribosomal subunit. The record is from RefSeq and is a predicted model, not a curated record.